AUGAAACUUUUAUUGCCUCUUCUACUGCUAGCAUCCCAGUCGCUGGCUGGGACAAUCAAGCUGGCCCAUCGUGCUUCACUUGGUCCUAUUGGCACCAGUAACCCCAACAUCUUGGCAGGAGGCACUGUUCAAACCGACGCUCCCCCUCUAAGCUCUUUCUUCAAGGAUCUCAAAGGGCCGUAUCCAACCAACGGAUGGUGGGCUCCAUACGCUGCAAGUCCUGGAAAGGGCACCGCUGCAGGCCCUUUUCCUUACGAAUCGUCGUUAGAUGGUCACGGUGUUUGCUUUGGUAUCGGCCAAGAUCGCAACUUCGAUGGGACGUCUAUUAAGGUGCCGACUCAGCUAGACUGGCGGGCUUCAUUCAAUGAACAUAGUGGGGGAUUUGAUGGUCACAAAGCAACUGCUUUUGACACUCAAACGGUCACAGUACAGUAUUUCCAGGGCGAAUCGUCCAUGGCCGCACAUCUGGUACCGGGUUCGCCCUACAUGACCUUCGAAUACAAGUCUGCAACGCCACUGCUAACAGCAUUGAAUGGGGGCAUCAAAUCAUUCAACGGAAAAGCUCUGAGUGGUAGCAAUACCGUGAGUGAUCAAGGCACCAAGUUUACCGUCGUCGAUACAAAGGGCACCACAUACCUAAUCUAUUCGGACUCAUCCAUCAAGCUUAUCGCCAAGGCUGAGAAUGAUAGCAAAGGAACCCUUGCUGCAAAUGGCAAGUUUACCGGUAUUCUACGAUUGGUGAUGCUCAGGGAUCCCAGUCAUGAGACACUCCUGAAUGCCCAUUCAACGGCAUAUCCUAUCUCCGUGUCUCAAGACUAUUCAAUUAGUGGCGAUUCAGGAACCGUGACAUUUAAGUGGGAGACAAAAGGUACCGGUGACUUGCUAAUGCUCACCUGGCCGCAUCAUCGCGAAGUGCUACAGAACCCCAAUUCUCCCGAGCCAUCUGCUCUAAGCUAUUUGACCCUCAAGGGGUGGAUGUACCCAACGCUCGGUAACACUUGGAGAUUGACGUACAAGUUGACUUCGAUAACCUGGAACGCCCCGCGCGACGUGGAUCCCUCCUGCAAGGCAUCAGUUGUGAACGGUCUCAAAUACGAAGUCAGCCAACUCGACGCUUCCAAAGCGCCUGCGCCAAACGACUUUUACUACUGGGGCGGCACUCUCGCAGCUAAAUCCCGCCUAGCACUGAUCGCUGACCAUGUUGGAAGCAAGGAUCUUAUCGACCCCGUUGUCAAGUACCUCAAAGCCUCUUUCGACGGCUGGUUUAGCGCCGCCAACAAGGCUCUCCCUGCUUAUGAAACCACUUGGGGCGGUGUUAUCAGCAAAGAAGGCGCCACGAAUGUCUGGGUCGACUUUGGUAACGGCUACUUCAACGAUCAUCACUUUCACUACGGUUACUUCCUUCAUAUCGCUGCAGUGAUCGCCAAGUACGAUCCGAGCUGGUUAGCUCAACACAGAGAAUAUGUGACAUUUUUUGCCCGGGACAUCAUCAACCCUUCGUCGGCCGAUCCCUUCUUCCCUAUUACACGAUGCUUAGAUUGGUUCGCUGGUCAUUCAUGGGCAUCUGGUAUUGCCAAUGGAGCUGGAAGCCGUGAUCAAGAAUCUGUCGGUGAGGCCGUCAACGGUUACUACGGCGCCAUGCUCUGGGCCACAGUAGCUCUUGAUCAAGAACACGCCAACUUUGCUCGACUCCUGCUCGCCAUAGAACAGCAAGCUGCUAGGAAAUACUGGCACCUGUACCCGAGCGCUGGUAAAGAUGAUCCUACGAAUCCUUAUCCUGAGGCCAAGUUCAGGGAUCUGAUCACCGUCGGCAACGUGAUGGAUUGGCAGACGGGGGCGUGGCUGUUCUGGGGAGCUGAGAAGGUACAGAUUGCUGCGAUUCAGAUUCUUCCUGUCACGCCUGUUAAUGAGGUUAUGUAUGACGCCGAAUGGGUCAGCAAUGUCUUCUCCUACACAAUGCCAGAAUUAACGAACGCCUCAUACGCCGACUCCUGGAAAUCUGUCAUCUACGCGGCCUAUGCCAACGCCAAGCCGCAAGAAGCCGCUACAUGGAGCGCCAAACUGAGCGACUGGGGCUCCGGAAACACAUACACAAACGAACUGUAUUUCAUCAGCACGCGCCCUAAUUCGAACGGCCAGCCUAUCUGCGCAACCCUCCCCGAGAACCCCUACGGAGACUACAAGAUCCAAGCCACAUCAGGCAAAUACAUCGUAUCCGCAACCAACGGCGGCCAACUCUCUGCGUCGGGCGCUUCAGCCAAUGACGCUGAUACUUUCUCCAGUGCCUAUGUUCCCAACGCUGGUACAUUACAGCUCGCCAGGAACAAGCAAUACGUGACGGCGGAUCAGUCGGGCACCUUUGCACUCUCGGCAGCGCGCGCAGUUGCUAGUACCUGGGAGCGGUUCAUCAUCCGACAGAAGAUAGGUGAAAGUGAGGGCGUCUAUUCGAUCAAAGCGGCUAGCAACGGGAAGUAUGUGAGAGUUGGCGGUGAUGGGACGCUGGUCAACGAUGGUGCGGCUGAGAACGAAGCAACUGGGUUCCGCUUCAUCAAGGCCUGA
Fusarium fujikuroi IMI 58289 is the source of this 2559-nucleotide messenger RNA. RefSeq names its product related to glucan 1,3-beta-glucosidase. The record is from RefSeq and is a predicted model, not a curated record. The transcript has 9 exons. Gene Ontology annotation, molecular function: protein-macromolecule adaptor activity; actin filament binding; endo-1,3(4)-beta-glucanase activity. The coding region runs from base 1 to 2559 and encodes 852 amino acids. NCBI's taxonomy places the organism in Eukaryota, Fungi, Ascomycota, Sordariomycetes, Hypocreales, Nectriaceae.